AUGUCUUUUACAUUUGGCGCACCAUCAACUUCAGGCUUUGGCGGCUUUGGAACAACAACAGCAAACACUACUCCUACUAGCGGCGCAGCACCUGCAACCUCUUCAUCAGGAUUUACAUUUAACAACACGGGUGGAUUUGGAACCAAUACUUCCACCAGUGGCUUUACAUUAGGUACAUCAGCACCUACCUCAACUGCACCUACCACUGGGUUUAGUUUUACCAACAGCAACAACACACAACAGUCUACGAAUACCUUUGGCGCACCAGCAUCAACCGCAGGCUUCUCAUUUGGCACACCGGCAUCAACCACUGGCUUCGGCUUUGGUCAACAACAACAACAACAACAACAACAAAAUAAACCUUCCCUCUUUGGAGGAUCAGGCUUUGGAUCAACAGGACUUGGAUCAUCCAUUCAAACGCUCGGUGGUGACAACAAGUUUGGAUCGACAUUUGGCAUCAACUCGGCUGAACAACAGAAAAAACAAAGAGACCAACAAAUCUACAAACUUUUGUGCGAUCUUAAUCAAGAAGCAGAUACUGCAACGACAGGGCGUAAAGGAUAUGAAGCCAAGAACGUUUGGCAAGCACUGGCUUUACUCAAAUCGUACUAUGACCCCAAGUCGCCUUAUUGUCGUUUCAGGCAUUAUUUCUAUAACGUCGUCAAUCCUCAGGAAGUUCAUCUCUAUCAAAAGCCUGCAGAUCAUGAUCCUGAAGAAUGGACAGCAGCACAAAAGGCAAAUCCGGAUCCCAAGACACUGGUACCUGCUCUGGCUAUUGGUUUUGACGAUGUACAGAAACGAUUGGACAUGCAGUCCAAGCUGAGUGAAGCACACAGCGAAAAAUUAAAAGAACUUGAACAAGUAUUGACCAAGAUUCAAACAUCUUGUCUGACAGCAACCAUUUCAAAGCUCGACGAAUGUAAACAAAGACACAUGGAAUUAGCUCAACGUCUUGUGAAGUUUUUGAAAUAUGCUCAAGUUUUACGCAAUAAGGGCUUGUCUAUCACACCAGAUGAAGAAGCGAUGCGUACUCGCCUAGAGAAUAUUCAAGAACAGCUACAGAAAUCAGAGCUGUUCCGAGGCAAAUUGAAUCAGUUAUGGGCUCAACUGCAAUUGAUCAAAGAAUCAGGGCGAAAAUAUGGCAAGAUAGAUGGUGUUGAGGAAUGGCAUGCGGUGUCAGAACAGCACAUGGAUGAGAUAACAAAGAACCUAAAUGAACAAAACAAGGGUAUACAACAUGUCAUCGAUAUCCUUCAUACAGACACGACAGACAUUGAAAUGCUAAGAAAAUAA
Messenger RNA from Rhizopus microsporus ATCC 52813, 1293 nucleotides. RefSeq lists its product as uncharacterized. The record is from RefSeq and is a predicted model, not a curated record. Gene Ontology annotation, molecular function: structural constituent of nuclear pore. NCBI's taxonomy places the organism in Eukaryota, Fungi, Mucoromycota, Mucoromycetes, Mucorales, Rhizopodaceae. Gene Ontology annotation, biological process: nuclear pore organization; protein localization to nuclear inner membrane; NLS-bearing protein import into nucleus. The coding region runs from base 1 to 1293 and encodes 430 amino acids. Gene Ontology annotation, cellular component: nuclear pore; nuclear pore central transport channel. The transcript has 4 exons.